AUGCAGUCAAGCACCCGAGGCAGCAAUGUCCUGCAGCCAAAGCUCGAUGCAACAAGAACGGUCAACACUGGGCAGAAGAAAAAGCCGUGGAAAGUCAAUGUCGUCGUAGGCGGUCACAACGUCGAGUUCCGCCUAGACACAGGAGCGGACGUUACCGUGAUUCCAACAGGUUUACUGGCGAAGCUGGACAAGGGGAUAACACUCCAGAAACCCGACAUGCUCCUUCUUGGGCCAGCGAAGCAACGGCUGGACAUCGUGGGGGUGAUGCAAGCAACAGUAGUAUACAAUGGGAAAAGUACCGUGGCGAGCCUCUACGUCACAAAGGACCUGGACGAGCCUCUUCUGGGCUUGGACCUCAUCGAACGCUUCGGUAUCCUGUGCCGAGUCUCGGCCACGGACCCGGACUGCGGCGUGAACGCCAUGGUGAACUUCACGCUGGGCGGCGGGCCGAGCAGCCAGUUCCUGCAGCACUUUUCCGUGCAUCCGACCAGCGGGGAACUGUGCCUCUCGUCGCCGCUGGACCACGAGGAGAGGAACUCCUUCGAGAUUCCCAUCUCCGCGACCGACAGGGGAGGCCUGAGCACGAUGGCCAUGGUGAAGGUGUAUGUGGUGGACGUGAACGACAACCGGCCCGUGUUCUACCCUCGCGAGUACAACGUGAGCCUGCGGGAGUACGACACGGUGUCCACGCCCGUCGUUGUCGUGGUGGCCAGUGACAUGGACUCGGGCGUCUUCGGCCACGUCAAGUACCGCAUCGUCAGCGGCAACGCUAGGGGACUCUUCAGGGUGGAUUCUGGCACCGGCGAGCUCUUCGUGGUUGGUCGCCUGACCAAAGACACACCGCUGCAUCACCUGACCAUCGCGGCCGAGGACGGCGGUGGCCUGACAUCGCAGAGCAACGCGCACGUCUACAUCAGCGUGCUGGGUCCUCAGCAGCAGCCGCCCAUCUUCCAGCAAGCCCGGUACGGCUUCCAGGUCAGGGAAGACGCCACGGCACGGACCGUCAUCGGCACCGUCGUCGCCAAGAGCAGCGACCGAGGAGCCAACGGUCUACGGUACUCCAUCUACUCUGGAGAUCCCGAAGGGUACUUCUCCAUCCACGCCCUCAUGGGAAGCAUCACGGUGCAGCGACCACUGGACCACGAGCUCCAUCCUUUUCUGCUGCUCAACGUUCAGGCGACCAGUGGCCAUCCGCCAUCCUACGGACACACACAAGUGAACGUCACCAUCUGGGACGUGAACGACAAUGCGCCGUCGUUUGAGAGCCCGUCCCUCAAGAUCAGCAUCCCGGAGAAUGUAGAGGUGGACACGCCGACGUACGUGGCGCACGCGCGGGACGCCGACGGCGGCCGCAACGGCGCCGUGCGCUACGCCCUGGCCGAGAACCCAGACGGCGCCUUCCACGUGGGCGCAAAAAGUGGUAGCCUCAUGCUUCGGCAGAGCCUUGACUAUGAGGUCCGCCAGAAGUAUGGGCUGGUGCUGACAGCCACCGACGGCGGGUCGCCGCCGCUCUCCUCCAACAUGACGCUGCUCGUCGAGGUGCAGGACGUGAACGACAACGCGCCGACGUUCGAGAGGCCCCAGUACAAGGUCAACGUGCUCGAGUCGCUCUCCGCCAACUCGCAGUUCCUCCAGGUCAGUGCGACGGACAAGGACACUGGCAACAAUGCUCGCCUGACCUUCAAGCUCCUGGAAGGCCCAGGCCAGCAGCAGGCCUCGAAGUUCGGCAUCUUCCCCAACAACGGCUUCCUCUACCUCAAGGAGCAACUGGACCGAGAGACCGCCGACCACCACACCCUAGCUGUCGAGGUCGUUGACAACGGGAGCCCCGCUCUUUCGUCGACCGCCACAGUCCAGGUCAGGGUCCUGGAUGCCAAUGACAACGACCCCAUGUUCGAGAAGCCCGUCUUCGAGUUCUUCGUGCCCGAGGAUGCCGAGAAAGGGCGCCGCGUAGGCACCGUCUCGGCGCACGACAAGGAUGCCGGGAGCAACGCCGCGCUGCGCUACUCACUGGUGAACGCCAACGGGAGCUUCCAGAUCAACCCAGUCACCGGCGAGAUCUUCACCAAGGUGUUGCUGGACCGGGAGAGUAAGUCAAGCUACGAGGUGACGGCCGAGGUGCACGACCAGGGCACGCCUCCGCGCUUCCACCGGGCCAUCGUGAAGGUGGUCGUGGCCGACGUCAACGACAACGCCCCGGUCUUCGUGGAGCCGGCUGAGACACUUGUCGGCGUCCGGGAGGAGCAGCCCGUGGGCACUGAGCUCGCCCAGGUCCAGGCCGUGGAUGCUGACGAGGGCAAGAAUGCCGACGUCUUCUACGAGAUUGUGCAAGGCGGACAGCGUGCCGACGGCUCGCCGGCUUUCGCAAUCCACCGCACCUCUGGGGUGGUGACCACGCGCACAGUCCUGGACCACGAGCAGCAGGACUACUACUCGCUGGUGGUGGUCGCUCGGGACGGCGGUGCGCCCCCGAUGGAGGCACGGCUGAGCCUCAAGGUGCACGUGCUGGACCUGAACGACAACCAGCCCACCUUCUUCACGUCCUCGCUGAGCUUCCAGGUGCGAGAGGGCGUCCCUGUUGGGAGCCAGGUGGGUGUGGUGAACGCCGUCGACCAGGACGCCGGCGAGAACGGCCACAUCACCUAUGCCAUCGUCGGGGGAAACCUCUACGACGUGUUCGACAUCGGCAAGGUGUCGGGCGUGCUGUACACCACGCGGGCGGUGGACUUUGAGAUGGCGUCGGAGUACACGCUCCAGGUGACGGCCGCCGACGGCAGCGCCCUCAACCCCCGAAGCAGCAUCAUCAACGUCAGGGUCAAGGUGGAGGACGUCAACGACUGCGCCCCGACCUUCGAAGACGACCCUGUCAUGUUCUCGGUGUCGGAAAGCGCUCCGGAGGGCUCCGUGGUGUGGACCUUCACAGCCAAGGACCUGGACAGCGGAGCCAACGGAGAGGUCCAGUACAGCAUAGUGGAACAGUCCCCAUCCCCGGCAUUCCAGCUGGACUCUGGCACCGGAGCCCUCACGCUGCAGAGCCAGUUAGACUACGAAGUCCAGCCAGAGUACACCCUCGUGGUCAAGGCCACGGACCAGGCCAAGGACUCCGAAAAGCGUCUCUUCACCCUAGUCACCUGCAAGGUCAUUGUCGAGGAUGAGAACAACAACAUACCCAUCUUCAAGUCCAAAGGUCAAGUUGAUGUCAUGGAAGAUGAACCAGUCGGUUUCACGGUCCUACACAUCAUCGCCACCGACAACGACUCUCGCGACAACAAACGCGUCUCGUACGUCAUCAACAGUGGGAAUGAAAAGGGACAUUUUGCUCUUGACAUCAACACAGGUGUGCUGACGGUGGCCAAGCCCCUUGACCGCGAGGACGUGCACCACUUUGUGCUCAACGUGAGCGUCAGCGACCACGGCCGCGUCCCGCUGUCCACCUUCCAGGUGCUGCACGUGUACGUGCAGGACGUCAACGACAGUCCCCCACGUUUCCUCAGGGAACGCUACCUCUCCAACGUCUCCGAGUCCGCGCCCGUCGGCACCUCCGUCCUCACCGUUCACGCCACCGACAAAGACCUGGGCGCUUCAACCAACCUGAGCUACAGCAUCCCGCAAGGCGUGGCCGGCAACAAGUUCACGGUGAACGCGCGGACGGGCGUCGUGGAGACGGCGGGACCUCUUGACCGCGAGGACACUGCCACGUACGAGUUUGCCGUGUACGUGACGGACGGGUCGUUCCACUUCGACACGUGCGUGGUGGUUGUGAGCGUGCUGGAUGUCAAUGACCACUCGCCCAAGUUCAGGGACUCCUGCCACCCGCUCUACGUCCCCGAGAACAACGAGCUCAAGGUGAUCCAUACGCUCGUUGCCUCUGACGAGGACGUCGGCCCCAAUGCGGACAUCGUCUACUCCAUCACUGACGGCAACGCGGGCAACAAGUUUGGCGUGGACUCCCGCACGGGACGCCUGUCGAGCCGGCCGCUGGACCGGGAGAUGCAGUCGCAGUUCCACCUGACGGUCCUGGCACGGGACCGGGGUAGCCCGCCCCGGUCCGGCACCUGCAACAUGACAGUGCACGUGCUUGACCAGAACGACAACGACCCCCAGUUCGAGCACUCCGAGUACAGCGCCACAGUGCCCGAGGACGCACCGGUCAACACCACCGUGCUCGUGGUCAAGGCCACAGACCACGAUGAAGGCUCCAACGGCCACGUGACCUACUCGCUCGGCAACGAGACGGCCUCCCUGUUCAACAUCGACAGCGAUACCGGAGUCAUCACCACCGCCGGGGUGUUCGAUCGGGAGAAGAAGGCGCGUUACAUGUUCGAGGUCCGCGCGUCGGACAGCGGCAAGUACGACGCCCGCUGGGAGCGCUCCGUGGUGCACGUGACCGUGGUGGACGUCAACGACAACCGGCCCACCUUCGCCAAGUACCCGUACGUGGCCAAGGUCAACGCGCACGCCCACUCCGGCACCCAGGUGGCCUACGUGCAGGCGGCGGACGCAGACGACGGACCCAACGCCGACAUUUUCUACAGCUUCGCCAACCCGGCCAUGUCGCACAAGUUCCACCUGGAUCCGGACACUGGGCUGGUCACGGUUGCCGGAAGCCUGCUCUCCGACAAUGGACGCGUGAUUCACGUGGACAUUGUGGCCAAGGACCGUGGAAGGCCGCCCAAGAUGUCCACAGGGGUGCUGGAGGUCCAAGUGGGCCCGGGCGCCGCGGCAGUGCCCUGGCUACGCUUCCAGAACGAGACGUACCGGGUGCGGCUCUCGGAGGUUUCCCCGAGGGGCGCCGAGGUGUUGCGGGUGCAGGCUUUCCCCCAGGAGCAGCCCUCGCUGCCCAUCACCUACGGCUUCAGCUCAGAGAGCGACGGCGGGCCCUUCAGCAUCCACCCCACCAGCGGUGAGCAUGCCCCGUCCGAGUGUCCCCCUAAAGCCGCAACGCGGCGUAGAACGUAUAGGUCCGGUCACUGCGUUUCGCAUAGGGCCAUUGUUUCUAUACCUAGGACAAGCUUACAACCAUUAUCUGUUUGCGGUGAACAUACGACGCACGGGUUUACGUUGUUGGCUCGUCAGUCCGCAACGUCGGGCAAGGAUGUCGGCCAACGUUGUGUCGUUCCUUGCGCAGGCACCAUACGCAUCAGGGAUCCGAAGCAACUGGACUACGAGGAGAACGCGAGCUUGGUGAUCGUGGUCAUUGCCAAGGCGGAAGGCAGAGCCACCAUGUAUGGCUACGCCACCGUGACGGUGGACCUGAUCGACGAGAACGACAACGCUCCACGCUUCUCUCAGGAGCGCUAUGUGUCGUCCGUUUGGGAAGGCAACAGCAAGGGCACCUUCGUGGCCCAGGUCUCUGCCCUGGACGAGGACAGGGGUGGGCGCCUCCUCUACCACAUUGUGGAGGGGAACCACGACAACGCCUUUGUCAUGGAGCCGCCACUAAGCGGCAUCGUCAAGACCAACAUUGUGCUGGACCGAGAGAUCCGCGACUCCUACCUCCUCACCGUCAUCGCCACGGACGAGGGGGAGCCCCAGCUCACCGGAACGUGCACGCUGCGCAUCGCUGUGGUCGACAUCAACGACAACCAGCCCGUGUUCCCGCCCGACAGCGUCGUCAGCAUCAGCGAAGGUGCCGAGGUGGGCUCCGUGCUGACAACCAUCACGGCCAACGAUGUCGACACCCACCCCGUGCUUACGUACACAUUUGCCGAUGUCGGCGGCGGCUCGGCGUCGCUGUUUGCCGUGGACCGCUUCUCGGGACGCAUCACGCUGGCGGGCGGUCCGCUGGACUUUGAGCGGCAGUCCCUGUACCAGCUGCGGCUGCGCGUUUCGGACACGGCGCACAUGGCAGAGACUCUUGUGACGGUGCACGUGACGGACGUGAACGACAACUCACCCCGGUUCACGCAGCCCUCCUACCACGCAAUCUUGCCCGAAUCAGCGGGGCUCGGAUCUUCCAUCAUCACUGUGAACGCUACGGAUCUGGACUCGGGAAACAACGCCCAGAUUUGGUACAGCCUCGGAGAAAGCUACUCCAUCGGUUUCUACAUCAACGAGAACACCGGCACAAUAUACACCAACAAGAGCCUGUCGUACGACCCCAAAAAACCCGUCGUCCAGCUGACCGUUCGCGCAACGGACAGAGGCGUUCCUUCUCGGUCGACCGUAGCCGCUGUCAGGAUUCAGAUUGCGGAUGUCAACAACAACGCUCCCAGGUUUCUGGAAAGCGCCUACAGGGCAAGCAUCAGGGAAGACACUCCUCCGGGUACAACCGUCAUCAGGGUUUCGGCCACCGACCUUGACAUAUCUCGCGACAACCACAACAUCAACUACCGCAUCAUGGAUGGCAACGCCGGGGGAACGUUCGUCGUGAGCGGAUCUUUGGGUGAAGUAAUUCUUGCAAAGCCCCUCGAUCGCGAAAUGGUCAUGAUGUACUCCCUCAAGGUGGUGGCUAUAGACCGAGGAACGCCGUCGAUGAACGCAACAGCGCAAGUGAUCAUCAGCAUUGACGACGUGAACGACUACGCCCCCACGUUUAACCAGACCUACUACGAGGUCUUCAUUUCUGAGAUGGCUACGCCCGGAGCCGUUGUGAUCCAGGUCUCGGCUACAGACAAAGACGAGGGCCGACACGCCCAGGUGAAGUACGACAUCACUUCCGGGAACGAGGACAACAAGUUUUCCCUUGAUCCCAAGACUGGCACCAUCACCGUGAGAGGCAAGCUCGACUAUGACACCGUGCCCGAGUUCAAACUGGUUGUUCGGGCGAUGGACAGUGAUUUGGAGAGCCCAUUGUCCUCCCUGGUCAGCGUCUUCAUCAGGAUCAAGGAUGAAAAUGACAACAGCCCACACUUCCCUCUGGCGAUGUACACGGAGUUCGUCGAGGAGAGCUCGCCCAUCGGUACCACGGUCUUCACGGCGAGGGCCAUGGACGCGGACAGAGGUCUAUAUGGAAAGCUGAACUACACGAUGGCGGAGGGUGAAGGCAGGGACAAGUUCAGGAUAGACCGCGACACAGGUGUCAUCACGACCGAAGUCGUCUUCGACUACGAGUCCAAAAACCGCUACUACUUCACGAUACUUGCCACAGACGCCGGCGGAAAGUAUGCGACCGUCCAAGUGCAGGUCGACGUCGCGAGUAAGGACGAGUACCCUCCGGUCUUCCGGCAGAAGAUGUACCGUUUCGCCGUGCCCGGUGACGCACCGGCGGGCCACAUCGUGGGGCGCGUUCAAGCCACGGACGUGGACCAAGGUCCUGACGGGAAGAUAGUAUACCAGAUCCGUGGUGGCAGCGCCCACUUCCGGAUCAACGGUACCUCCGGUGUGGUGACGGUCAAGGUCCCACCGACGCGGCACGACGAGCACGAGCGGCCGUUCGAAGCCAACCUCGAAGUCGUCGCGGGAACCGGCCGUCCCGGUUCACUCACAACGACAGUCCUGGUUCAGAUAUCGGUCGACUUCACCCUGAACGCGAGCAGCGUGGCUGAACGGCAGGCCACGGGAAGCCUACCGGCGUGGGGCGUCGGACUCGUGGUGGUGCUCGCUAUCGUGGCGGCGGUCCUGCUGACGCUGAUCGUGCUUCUCCGGCUCCGCCACAAGCGCGUGGGAAAGCCGGCAGUGGACACCGGCUUCGACACGUCGUUCGACACGGUGGACAUCCGGCAUGCCCCGGGGCGUUCGGGUAUCCCGCAGUUCCCGCCACACUACAACGAAAUCUCGCACUACGACACCCCGGACGACACGCCGCACAUGAACGGCGGCGGCACGACGUCCGAGGUCUCCGAGCAGUCGCACUCGGCGUCCAGUGGCCGCGGGUCCGCCGAGGACGGCGAAGACGUCGAGGAUGAAGAGAUCCGCAUGAUCAACGAGGGCCCCCUGAUGCACAAACGGCUCGCGGAAGGUGGCGGCGAUGAUGACAACGGCUCAGACAUCUCGGUGCACAACACGCAGGAGUACCUUGCGCGUCUCGGCAUCAACACGGCGGCGUCGUCGGACUCGUGGACGUCGCGCAAACCCAGCGUCGAGAACGUCCACAUCUACGACGACGAGGAGGAGGAGCCUGUGGACGACGGCGACGACAUCUCGAGCCUGAUCUACUCCAAGCUCAACGAUGUCGGCUCGCCGGCGGACGGCUGCGUGCCGGAGCAGGCGCGGACGUUCGGUUUUGACGACACUGAGCCUUCGAUGACGGGCUCGCUCAGCUCCAUUGUGCACAGCGAGGAGGAGCUCACCGGCUCGUACAACUGGGACUACCUGCUGGACUGGGGACCCCAGUAUCAGCCGCUGGCGCACGUGUUUGCCGAGAUCGCGCGGCUAAAGGACGACGGCAACGGAAACGGGGGGCCAUCCGCGUCGGCGGCCGCCAAGGCCGUGGCGCGAGCGCGCAAGAUGCUUCCGCCGCCGCUCCUCACGAGUGUCGUGGCCCCCUGCAGCAUCGCACCCGUAGCCCUCAACACGGGGCUCGCUAGUCAGCCAGUGCUCCUGCCCAGGUCACCGGUCGGGGUCGAGGGCUAUGCGGCCGCCAUGUCCCCGAGCUUCUCGCCGUCGCUCUCGCCGCUCGCCACCAAGUCGCCGUCCGUGUCGCCGCUUAUGCCACUAUACUCGGCCGGCCCCAUCCAGGCCGCGUCGGUGGCCACCGCGCGGUCCUCACAACGUUCCUCCAGUCACAAUACGGGUUCGCCGUGCUCGGAAAACGAACUGUGCAUCUAAUUUAUUGCUUCCCGUCAAACAGUUCUCAAUUUAUGUUCUUUUUUUUUUGCGGUCGGUGCCGUGUGGAUGUUUGCGCGAUCGCUUGCUGGUCGAGGUGCGCAGUGAAGGCACCUGCUUGUUGACCCGUGAGGACUGUUCACUGUUCACAAAUGUUUUGUUAAGGAUCGAAGAUUCUGGCAUUAAAUGCCUUAGCCAUGCGUGUGUAUCGUGCUUUGACAGAGAUGUCUUGCGUGUUAGCUGCUAUUUCUAAAAUGAGUUUUUUUUUUUUUGCUGUUAUUUUUCGUAGUGUUUUUGAGCUCAUUUCUUGAACUGUUUCUUAAUCAGUACUGUAGACUCCCGCGAAGCAAACUCGACAGUGCAAACUAAAUCUGUAGUGUUUCAUUCACUGUGCCUUAUAGCACCUCCGUAAAACCAAAUAUGUGUACCGAAAUUAUUUAAUUUACGAGGUAGUUUCAUUUGUGGGAGUUUCCUUGCUGGGAGUUUACUGUCACUGUUCCAUGCAUACUGUGAAUGGCAGCCUUUAAAACUGUAAUAUUUCCUUUCCACAUGAUUCCUUGAACAGGCCAAUAUAAACCCAAUGCUUGCUUAGUUCUAAAAAUGUAAUUGUACAAAAAGAGUAAGUGUCUUCCUAAAGUUUCCCACGGAAAAAGAUUACAUGUAUGAACAGUUUGAAUACAUUCCAAAGUAUCAGCUCCUCAUCAAUGAUGUAUUUUGAUACCUAGAUAUAAAAUGAAACCCUUCCAUUUCUUUGUGAGAGUAUUCUAAUCUUAGCGUGUUUGAACUGAUUUUAUGAAUUGACUGUUUUCAUUCCAUCAUGUACGUGGUCAUGGUUAGAGAGAGCCACAUCUGCAAACAUACUUUGUGAGAGCUUAGCAUAUAUCCUUCACUUCUCAGCUCGAUUCCAUUGUGUUUUUCUUACAAUUGUUAUGUAAGAAUCUUCCCCACCGUGUCAAAGAAUUGCAGGUUUUACAAGUGCAGAGGGGCCAAAUUGUUCUCGGAGGUUGUAGGGGCCUGCACGCUUUUUGUAUCGUCAUGAAAUUUUGUGGUAACUUAUUGUAUGAAAGAGGACCGUGGGCCUAAAAGGCAGCUUGCCUUUGUGAUUCACACUUGCAUCAUGUAUUCGGCAGCUUGGGGACCAAACCUAUGUUUUCUCUGUACAUGGUUCUUGUUCUGGUAAUGACACAUGUAGAUACUGUAUGAAUCGCUAAUCGUGUGCCUUUUGUGUCCUCAAGUGCGACAUGCAAAUACCUUUUAGGCUGUUUAUACUGGUGUUCCUUUUUGCUUGACUUGUUUUUUUUUUUUCUUUUUUUAAAGGAAGGCCAUUGAUGUACAUAUGUGAUAUUUUACCGACGUUAGCACCAUGGACAAACACAAUUCAAAGAAAUGGUUCAGGCCCCCUUUCUUAAUACUAAACAUUGUACUUCACGAAGGUGGUUAUAUGUUCCAGUUGUGUACAUAAAUAUGUGCCUGCCACUUACUCACUUUCAUGGGCCACUGUGCUGGCAGAGUGGAAGCAUGUAAAUAUGACUACCUCAUUGACGAACGCCGUCGCAAUGCUGUCUAGGUUUUGUUUUUUAUUUAUAGGGAUUGUGGGGCGUGCACUGAAAGACAAUCGUUGGUACACCUUGUUUUUACCUGUGGCAUUGACGUAAUGAGUGCUGAUGCCGAAGCAGUAAUGAAGUUGGUGUUCAAAACUCAUGGGCGUCCAUGACAUGGCACUUUCACAAAUUGAAUGACUGUGACCAAGAUGACCUGGCUGGCUCUUUUCGGUUUACACAAACUAAGUUGUGCACCUAUUUAUAAAAAUUAAUUAAAUUGAACCAAUUUCGGUUGUUAAGUAGGCUUGAUAUUUUAGGUGGAGAUAUUAAGCCCACCUGACAAUAAAUAUGUUUGUAAAUCAUCUCAAAGUGAAAUCCAUUUGAAUUUCUUGUAGUUUUGAGAUAUACACCUAUCUCACCCUCACUCCUUUAAUUCAGCAUGUAUUUUGAAAAGGCAGGUUAUGCUAUGGUCUUGUUAUCUUGGCAGAAAUGCGUUGUGAUUUUUUUCUGCUUACUGCUACAGCACACUUAUGUCGAAACUUGGAUCCUUCCUUGUUGACUGCAUGCUACAGAUUUCAAUGUCUGUUUGCUUUUAGGCUCGUUUUAAUUAGUCAUAUCACAGUGAUCUGGAUAUCUUCGACCCCACCCACACGUUUGGGAUUAUCGCCUACUCGACUAAUUGGGUUAUACUAAACUAAGAUUGGAGGUGCUCAUUCACAAUCAAAACUGUCCUGUAAAAAAAAAAAAAGAAUCUAGAUUGUUGUUUACUUCUCAUGGCACUCCUUUUUUUUCUAUAAUCUUAAAAUUAAAUUACUGAAUUUCUAGCUUCAAACGACACCCAGUCCACUAAAGUUAUAUAUAUGUCCAAUGUCUCGGCAGUUUCGGAUGUUGCCGUGCCGCCGGCAGUGCCCAGUGUAGAACAGAUGUCAAACGCAUUGUGGUCAAAGUCAUACCCAGUGUUGUGUACUCAGCGCAAAGGUCAGCCGUUAGUGCCAUUGACAGGGUUGGUUACCCGAUGCGACGGGUUGGUCUUUUGUAAAAAGAAACUGUCCACGAACUGUACGCACGUGUUAACGGACGAUUACUUGUGUGAGUUCAUCGCCGUACGCAAUAAAAUGUUAUGCCAAG
Molecule: messenger RNA, 11375 nt
Organism: Ixodes scapularis (black-legged tick)
Lineage: Eukaryota; Metazoa; Arthropoda; Arachnida; Ixodida; Ixodidae
Gene: ds
Product: protein dachsous
Exons: 26
Coding region: 1-8709 (2902 amino acids)
Biological process (GO): homophilic cell-cell adhesion; proteolysis
Cellular component (GO): plasma membrane; catenin complex
Molecular function (GO): aspartic-type endopeptidase activity; calcium ion binding; cadherin binding
Source: RefSeq, a predicted model, not a curated record